Cyphellophora europaea CBS 101466 is the source of this 1452-nucleotide messenger RNA. RefSeq lists its product as uncharacterized. The transcript is spliced from 4 exons. Lineage: Eukaryota; Fungi; Ascomycota; Eurotiomycetes; Chaetothyriales; Cyphellophoraceae. Bases 1 to 1452 code for a protein of 483 amino acids. The record is from RefSeq and is a predicted model, not a curated record. Gene Ontology annotation, molecular function: succinate-semialdehyde dehydrogenase (NAD+) activity.
AUGGCAUCCAAGAGCAAGUUUGACGCAUCUUCAACCAUCCCACUGUGGCUCGAUGGCAAGGAGAUCACGACCUCGGUCACUUUCGACGUCAUUUCGCCGCUCGACCAGCAGAAGCUCUACAAAUGCUCAUCUGCCUCGGAAGAGGACGCACAGGCAGCCGUUGCCUCGGCCCAGAAGGCUUUCCCUGAAUGGUCUCGCACCAAACCAACUGUGCGACGGGACAUCUUUUUGAAAGCCGCCGAGGAGUUUGCUAAGCGGCGGGAUGAGUUCUGGCAGUACUCUCACUCUGAGACUGGUGCGGCUGAGUCCAUGUUCGCGUUUGAGUUUGGCCUUGCGUCGAAUGCUUGCAAAGACAUUGCUGGCCUGAUCGGUGCUGUACAGGGCACUGUUCCCACCGUGAUCGACGAAGGGAAGAGUGCGAUCCAGAUCAGGGAACCUUAUGGAGUAUGUCUGGGCAUUGCUCCAUGGAAUGCGCCAAAUGUUCUUGGUCUUAGAGCGUGUCUGCAGCCCCUGGCAAUGGGGAACACAGUCAUCUUGAAGGGUUCAGAAUCGUCCCCAGCCACAUACUGGGCGAUUGUGUCGGUUUUGAACUCAGCCGGCCUGCCUCCUGGAGCUUUGAACACCAUAGUGCAUCGUCCUGAGGACGCUUCCAAGAUCACCACGGCACUCGUGACGCACCCUGCCGUCAAGAAGAUAAAUUUCACAGGCUCUACCAACGUCGGUUCGAUCAUUGCCUCUCUUGCAGGCAAGUAUCUGAAGCCGACGGUUAUGGAGCUGGGCGGCAAAGCACCUGCUAUUGUUUGCGAGGACGCUGAUAUCCAGAAUGCAGCCUUACAGUGUGCUCUGGGAGCGUUCCUCCACGCCGGUCAGAUUUGCAUGGCAACGGAGCGAAUAAUUGUUCACCAAAACAUUGUCGACAAGUUCAAGCCGGCUCUCAAGGCUACGAUGGACCAUUUGUUUUCCGACCAGGGUAUGGGAGUGCCGCAGCUAGUCGCUAUGGUGGGAGUCGAGAAGAAUCGGAAGCUGCUGUCUGACGCCGUCAGCAAAGGAGCCGGUGUCGUGUACGGCAAUCCUGACGCACAAGAAGAAUCGAAAACCACGAUGAAACCCGUGAUACUGGAGAGCAUUAAAGAGAACAUGGAUAUCUACCAUACCGAGUCCUUCGGUCCAACGGUCGCACUGUAUACCGUUGGCUCAGACGAAGAGGCGAUCAAGUUGGCUAAUGACACUGACUAUGGCCUGGCGUCUGCCGUCUUCACCGAGGAUCUACGCCGGGGCUUGAAGAUUGCGAAACAAAUUGAAACUGGGGCCGUCCAUAUCAACAGCAUGUCGAUCCAUGACGAGUCGGCACUGUCGCAUGGUGGAGCGAAGAAAUCUGGAUUCGGGAGAUUCAAUGGCACUCUCGGCCUGGAGGAGUGGGCAAGGACGAAAGUCAUCACUUGGAAGGAUUGA